AUGCCAAAGGGAGUCUCAGUCAGUGAUGACGAUGAUGCAGUGAAUUUCGCUGUUUCCGUCAUUCCAAGGAUCGGCAGUCGUGCAGAAACCGGCAUUUACAUUACCAUGCCCACUAUUUCCAGGAGUUCUCAACGACUUCCGAUUUACACUUCAAUCCAAGCACUCAAUGUCGUCCCCUGGGGCUCCGAAAUCAUCAGCUCCGUGUCGAUGAACGAUCUGGAGGGUGUGAGAAGGCUGAUAGGAGAUAUGAAAGCCUCCCCGCAGGAUGUCGACCCAGACAACAACUCACUCCUUUACUUUGAAGACUACGGUGACAAAGACCCGGCACUCUUCGACUACUGUGAGGAAAGAGACGUUGACGACUUCAACAUGCCAGAAACCUCCGAUUCAGAGCCUCCGCCGUGA
This is a messenger RNA of Cladophialophora bantiana CBS 173.52, 405 nucleotides long. RefSeq lists its product as uncharacterized. The coding region runs from base 1 to 405 and encodes 134 amino acids. The transcript has 2 exons. Lineage: Eukaryota; Fungi; Ascomycota; Eurotiomycetes; Chaetothyriales; Herpotrichiellaceae. The record is from RefSeq and is a predicted model, not a curated record.